CAUCGAUUGGGCUUCACAUCUGAGCAAGAUUUCCCUAUUAUAAACAUCAUAUAGCAUUAAACCAUUCCCCUGCUACGUACACAAAACAUAUGGCGGAAAAUAAAGGGCGCAAGAUUCUGGUUGCAGUCGAUGAAGGCGAGGAGAGCGCCUACGCACUCUCAUGGUGUCUCAACAACUUCAUUUCCCCCCGUAAUUCCAAAGAUACCCUUAUCCUCCUCUUUGCCAAAAAGCCUCUCGCUGUCUACUCAGCUAUGGAUUCAACAGGCUACAUAUUUUCGUCCAGUAUAAUUGCGAGCAUGGAGAGGUACGGGAACGAGGUGGCUGAGAGAGUGAUGGACAAGGCUACAAGGAUCUGCAAAGAGUUCAGCGAUGAGGUUAAGGUGGAGACGAUGGUGGAGAACGGCGAUCCAAGGGAUGUGAUCUGUGAGGUUGCUGAGAGGUUGAAGGUUGAGUUUCUGGUGAUGGGUAGCCAUGGCUAUGGUCUCAUCAAGAGGGCAUUUCUGGGGAGUGUGAGCAGUCAUUGCGCACAGAACGUGACUUGUCCGGUGUUGAUAGUCAAGAACCCAAAACCUCCUGCUGCUGCUGCUGCUCACCAUUAAUUUCAAUUUAGUUUUUACAAUGUACAGAUUGAUAGCUGGGUUGAUCUAUGUUUUCUGUUUUCAUGGUUUCCGUUUGGGCCGUUGGUUGGUGAAUCUGUAAUUUCUCACUUCUUCUACAUGCUUCCAUUUCUAUUUUACUUAUGCAUUUUAUGA
Messenger RNA from Sesamum indicum (sesame), 752 nucleotides. RefSeq lists its product as uncharacterized. NCBI's taxonomy places the organism in Eukaryota, Viridiplantae, Streptophyta, Magnoliopsida, Lamiales, Pedaliaceae. The record is from RefSeq and is a predicted model, not a curated record.